GCCCGCCAUGGCCGCGCCCGCCCACCGGAACCUGGCGGUGCCGCGCGGCCGCCACAAGAUGGAGGCGGCGGAGCGCGGCCUGCGAGGGGGGGCGGGCAGCAGCGCCGACAGCCCGCCCGAGGAGGAGGAGGAUGAGGAGGAAGAUGAGGAGGAUGAGGAGGGUCCCCGCAGCGGCCGCUCCAGCCGCACCUCGUCGCUGGUCAGCGGGCUGCUCACCGAGCUCUACAGCGCUGCCGAGGCGGGCAGCGCCCGCGCCGGGGUCCUGCGGGAGCUGCAGCGGCAGCGGCGGCCGAGCCAGGGCGGGUACCUGCGGCUCAAAGAUGUUGAUGAAUUGACAACUAUAAAACGGGAACUGAAUUACAGAAUUUCUGUCCAGUCAGCAAAGUUGCUUCGUCUUCUAAAGCAGAAAGACAGGCUUGUACAUAAAGUCCAGAAGAACUGCGAUAUUGUCACAGCUUGUUUACAGGCUGUUUCCCAGAAACGAUGGGUUGAUACGAAAUUGAAAUUCACUCUUGAGCCAUCUUUAGGUCAAAAUGGUUUUCAGCAGUGGCACGAUGCACUCAAAGCAGUGGCCAGACUGCCAACAGGCAUACCAAAAGAAUGGCGCAGAAAGGUUUGGCUGACCCUAGCUGACCAGUACUUGCACAGUAUAGCCAUUGACUGGGAUAAAACAAUGCGUUUCACCUUCAAUGAAAGAAGUAAUCCUGAUGAUGAUUCAAUGGGCAUUCAGAUAGUAAAGGACCUUCACCGGACUGGUUGCAGUUCCUAUUGUGGCCAGGAGGCAGAGCAAGAUCGAGUGGUAUUAAAACGAGUUUUGCUGGCUUAUGCCAGGUGGAAUAAAUCUGUUGGCUAUUGCCAAGGUUUUAACAUCCUAGCUGCACUCAUUCUGGAAGUAAUGGAGGGCAAUGAAGGAGAUGCCUUGAAAAUCAUGAUUUACCUAAUUGAUAAGGUGCUUCCUGAUAGUUAUUUUGUCAACAAUCUCCGUGCUCUCUCUGUGGAUAUGGCUGUUUUCCGAGAUCUUUUAAGAAUGAAACUUCCUGAACUGUCCCAGCACUUAGACACCCUGCAGAGAGCUGCCAACAGAGAAAGUGGAGGAGGCUAUGAACCCCCACUUACAAAUGUCUUCACAAUGCAGUGGUUUCUGACUCUCUUUGCCACGUGCCUGCCUAACCACACAGUUCUGAAGAUCUGGGAUUCAGUAUUCUUUGAAGGCUCUGAAAUUAUUCUGAGAGUCGCUUUGGCUAUCUGGGCAAAGUUAGGAGAGCAAAUAGAGUGUUGUGAAACAGCAGAUGAGUUUUACAGUACCAUGGGCAAGCUGACCCAGGAGAUGCUGGAAGACAGUCUGAUUGACAGCAAUGAACUCAUGCAGACUGUUUAUACCAUGGCUCAGUUUCCCUUUCCACAACUGGCAGAAUUAAGGGAGAAAUACACGUACAACAUUACUCCUUUCCCUGCAGCAGUAAAGUCAACUUCACUUUCAGGAAGGCUAGGCAGAACCAGAGACAGCGACGAGGAGAAUGACCUAGAUGAUGAAGAUUCAAUUGUCAAUGCAAUUGGCUGUCUUGGACCAUUAAGUGGAUUUUUGGCACCAGAGCUCCAAAAGUACCAGAAACAGAUGAAAGACCAGAAUGAAGAACAAAGCCUGGGCUCCAGCAACAUCGCAGAGCUCAGUCCAGGAGCAAUAGACUCUUGCCGAAGCGAGUAUCAUGCUGCUUUUAACAGCAUGAUGAUGGAGCGUAUGACCACUGAUAUUAAUGCACUAAAAAAACAAUAUUCCAGGAUAAAGAAGAAACAGCAACAGCAGGCUCACCAUGUGUAUAUUAGAGCAGGAUCUGAAGAUGACGACCCUGGGAUAUUUUUAGGUCCCAGGGACCAGCUGAGCAAUGACAAAGGGCCAGUUACCAGCCUCCUCCCUUCUCAGGUAAACCAUUCCCCGGUGAUAAACCACCUCCUCUUAGGAAAGAAGAUGAAAUCAAAUAACAGGUCUCUCAAGAAUGCUGUUAUUCACAUCCCAAGCCAUGCUCCAGGGAAGAUGUCUCCCAUUCCCCAAGAAGAUCUUAAAUCAAAACUGAACUCUCCGUGGCGCACUCACAUACGAGUUCAUCGAAAGAAUAUUGCUAGAGCUAAAGACCAGCUGGGGCAUGGGGAUACCGUAGGACUAAUAGAUGAGCAGAGCGAGAGCUGCAAAACAAAUAGUCCUGGUGCAAAGGAGGAGACUUCCAAAUGUUCUGAUUUUGGAGAAGAAGGAGGUGGUUUGGAUGACAGGACUACGCGAAAAGCUGACCAACAGCAGUCUGCUGACCCCGUCUCUACAGACAGCAGCACUACAGACGUGUCAGUGGUUCAGCUAAAACUGGAAGCACUGGAACUCGUCUCAGAUAACAAAACUGAUGCUGAGUCAACACCCGGUCAGUCCUGCCAGCCACGUUUAUCUGAGUCGAGCAGUUUGUCUAGUGACAGUGGACACCCGGCGAAAUCUCCCCAGCCUGGGAUCCCAAAGCCACAAGUCUUCAAUCCUUUCCCCAGUGUCAAGCCUCUUCGAAAGUCAGCUACAGCCAGGAAUUUAGGGCUGUAUGGCCCCACCGAAAGAACACCAACUGUACACUUCCCACAGAUGAGUAGAAGUUUCAGUAAGUCAGCCAGUGGCAACAGUGGGACCAAGAAACGAUGACGUACCACAUGGCACUUUCCAUUUCUGACAGGGAAAAAAUGUAUUGUUUUUUUAUUAUUUUAUUUUAUUAUGUUUGUGUAUAUGUGAGUCCCAAAGAGUUUCUGAUCUUUAAUUAAGUAAUGAGGACAAAAGUGGUUACCGGAUGUAUAAAUAUGUGUCUUUGAAAAUUGUGCUCCCGUGUUGCCAUGGGAUAGAUUAGUAAAGAUGCACUUUGGCACCCUAUUGUCGAUUCUGAUGGUUCUGUGGUAAAAUAAACGUUGAUUUGCAGUGUGAAGCAUACUAUUUCUUUAAAUCUAAUCCAGGCAUGAAAUCACCAGCUGCCUUUGACCCCAUAGGCCCCUGUGGCUGCCUCCCGUCUCUUUCAAGGCUGUAAGGACAAAUUGUCUGUCUGGUGCAGCAAAACCAUAAAGCAGUUUUUAUGACUGUUACGCAGCCUCCCUGUUAGACCUCAUUAUUAUGCUCCGUGAGUAGCUGGAGAAGCCACAACUAACAAAAGCACAAGCAGCCCUAGCAAUCUACAGUAUCACUUUCAGUGUUAAGCAUUGCCACUUAUUUAUACUGGGCCAUCUGGCUUCAGGCAUCCUCCAACAGCAUGUCACGCUUCUCUUCCCAUGGCAGUCCUCUGCUGAUAGUGGUUUUAAUAUAAAUGUAAUCAGUGAGUGCGAGAAUAACGGGCAUGAGCCCAUCUACAACACUGGUUUGCUCCUUUUCUAUUACAUAUAACUGCUGGGGCAUUGCAGCACUGCGAAAUUAGGCAUGAGGAACAACUAACUAUACAUACAGUUGUGUUGAAUAUUAUGACACACCUUGGCUUUAAUGGAUGUAAAAAAAAUACGAUCUAGUUUGCAACCAGUUUUGUAAUUAAAAUGUAUUUGCCUGCUUAGCAGUGGGUAAAAUAUAUGAAUGUUCCAAAGUAGUUUAGGAGUUUAAAUUCUAUAAAUAGAGCGAUUAGAUACUUAGGGUGCCACUUGUCAUUAAAACCCAGCAUAUCAGCCAUGAUGUUAGUGGACUGGACACAGGCUGUCAUGGGGUUCCUUGGCAUGGUUCUGGUUUGUUGUGAAACAAAACUGGCUAAAAUAUAAGCUGAGUGUUUACUUCCAAGUCAGUCCCUUUUGCCAGUUUCUUACAACGUUUUCUCAGAAGCUUAGAUUUUUGAUAUGUCCCCCACUAAAGUCUUUUAAAGCUGGUGAAUACUGCGAGACAAAUGACAGAUAUAUAUAUAUCAGGCAGGCAGAGAACCUAAAUGUGGAUAAUUCAGCUUCAGGGAUGCAAAAUCAAGUAUUCUGACUUCAAAAAAAAAAUCAGGUCGCUCUUAAAAUACUACAGCUCUGCCAUACUGUGUGCAUUAACUGUGAUUCAUGACGUUUUUACUUCCAAGUUCCUCAUGACUUGAAACUGCCCUGACUUCAAACUGGUGUAAAGGCAGUAAUGAUGAAUCGAUCCCAUUGUAUGUAAUAUCUUCCUCAGUUAAAAUUAUUUGUUAAAUUUGCAAAGUAAUAUAUCAUUGUCUAUUUAUUAAUGUAUCCCAUGAUCUCUAGGAUGUGAUAUCAGUUUUAGCUGUACAAUAUACCCCUGUUUAUUGUUGUGCGGAUGAUUUUAUUUCACUGUUGUAUUUUAUACAGGUGUAUGCAUAUAAAGUAAUACACAAGUAUGAACACUAUAAAUUUAAAACAGUUGUAGAUCAGAUUUUGCCCCUGCCUUAUUUUCAGGUUAAGUAGUAUUGUUGCUAAUGAUCAUUUGUAGCACUAAGUAAAUCUAAAAUAAUGUAGGAUUUAGUCACUGACCGUGGACUGUAUGAGAAUUGUUUCUGCCUUGAUUUAAAAGACAUGCACUUCUUUUCAAAAUUUUACUGUGAAUCAUUUUCCCGAUUUUUACCUAGCUUUAGCAUAUCAUGCAGCUGUAUGUGGAACUAGUAAAAAUAAAAGGAUUGUCAUGCAGAAAAAACUGCUAAAAUGUCACAAGUACAUGCAUGGAUUUUCAGCACAUUAAGAUGUGAUUAAGGUAAUGGAAAAUUAGCAAGCUUCGCACAGAUAAUGAUCGGGGGAAAGAAAUGCCAAUAAAAUAUUGAUUCAGAUCUAAUCAAUAA
This is a messenger RNA of Cygnus olor (mute swan), 4757 nucleotides long. RefSeq names its product TBC1 domain family member 30 (gene TBC1D30). The transcript has 14 exons. Gene Ontology annotation, cellular component: endoplasmic reticulum. Lineage: Eukaryota; Metazoa; Chordata; Aves; Anseriformes; Anatidae. The coding region runs from base 8 to 2671 and encodes 887 amino acids. The record is from RefSeq and is a predicted model, not a curated record.